AUGGAUGACAUAUCAUUGCGGGGCUAUACUGAUUUUGGUGUCGAUUCUAUCAAGAAAUGGAAGCCAACACACCAUGAACCCGGAAUUCGAACUUUUGCUUACAUUUGUCUCUCUUGCUCUGUCGCCCUUACUGUACUUUUACUUUGCAACGUUACAUUCCAAAGAUGGCCUACAAAGGAUUCCAAAGCUCCAAAGGAACCAAAAGUAUUUGGCUGUCACCGCUUGCCACCACAAAUUUCCAAUUCCAAGUUUCUUCUGUCUUCAGAAACCACGCCAACAACAUCGACGAGAUCUUCAUCUUUAGAACUUAAAAAUCAAAAAGAUGAUCUCGAAAUCACACCAGUUGGAUUUACGCCCACAGCUUCAUCCCUCACACUCAAAGACAUGAUCAAUCAAGAAGGCAAAUAUAUGACAGAUAGUUCUUUCGCAGCAUCUCGACAACCUUCAACUUCAAACAUGAGCGGGUUCACUUUGAACGAUUCGAGAGGCGUAACACCCAAACAUUCAGCUUAUCUUGGCAAAGACAGUCGUGCAAACCUAGACGAUGUGACUAUGAAGAAUUCAUUCAUCUUCAACCAAGAGCCAGCAGAAACAUCGGAGAACAAAGACUGGCCAAUGCCCGGUGCCACCCAAACUACUGAUAAUGAAACUUCUCGGCCCGCACCUCCCAAUCACGCUGUGUCAGAAGUUCCAGCCCCCAUUGCUUUCCCAGCAACACCCAUCAAUGCUCGUACACCGCCCACCAAGCGAAUCGAAUAUUUGGCAGGUCUUAUAUCCAUUGCCACAUUAAUGGUGACUCUUAUUCAUUUUAUCUUUACAUUUUCACCAGCGAUGGGUAUGAUUGGAGCUCUUGAGCACUACAGUUAUGAAAUCACAAUUCGGAAGACUAUUGGAUCAUAUCUCCUCAACCAGAUUCUCCUUGGACUUUUUUUCAUCACAUCUACUCGUUUCCUUAUCAGUCGUUACCUACGCACUGGAGAUCUUGGAAGUAUAGCUGAGAAGACCACCGGAAGAACAUUCCGUGUCAUGAUCCCGAUUGCGGCUUGCGCUUUGCUCGAGUACUUUCUGAUGGAUGUCGGCGCCUUGACUUGGCUAGAGUAUCUUCCUAGUAUCAGCUGGACUACAUGGCCCUAUGCUGUGGAAUACACAGACUUUUCUCAUUACAUCUCCGAAGUCCUCGAACUGGUGUACCUGCUUCCUAACGCAGCUCCACAAAUCACCUACAAUUAUUGUACGGGUGUGCUCUGGACUAUCCCGGUACAGAUUGAAGGUUCGUGGAUCACACUUUUGGGAUGUAUCGUGGUUAGGCAGAUUAAGACUCCUUGGAAGCGCAUGUGUUACUAUGCAUUCUGUAUUGUGAAUCACUGGUACGCUCAAUCGUGGGGCACUUUCUUCUGGUUUGGAGUUCUUUACACUGAUUUGGACGUCACCUUCAAAUACAAAAAGUGGCUCAAGAACAUGCUAUUGUCCUCUGGACCGGCAUAA
Sclerotinia sclerotiorum 1980 UF-70 is the source of this 1485-nucleotide messenger RNA. RefSeq lists its product as hypothetical. The transcript has a single exon. The coding region runs from base 1 to 1485 and encodes 494 amino acids. NCBI's taxonomy places the organism in Eukaryota, Fungi, Ascomycota, Leotiomycetes, Helotiales, Sclerotiniaceae. The record is from RefSeq and is a predicted model, not a curated record.